Messenger RNA from Zootoca vivipara (common lizard), 2821 nucleotides. It is a transcript of the gene EEPD1, whose product is annotated as endonuclease/exonuclease/phosphatase family domain containing 1. Gene Ontology annotation, molecular function: catalytic activity; DNA binding. Gene Ontology annotation, biological process: DNA repair. Gene Ontology annotation, cellular component: plasma membrane. Lineage: Eukaryota; Metazoa; Chordata; Lepidosauria; Squamata; Lacertidae. The record is from RefSeq and is a predicted model, not a curated record.
GAGGGCGGGCCGAGCGCCCGGUCCUUGGCCGCGGCGCUUUGCUGAUCCCCGGCUCAUAACAAGCCGGGCGCACCGGCGGAGGGAGCAGAGCGCGGCUGGAGGGUAGCAACGGAAACCACCUCCCAUCUCGUAGGAGCCGGCGGAGAGAAAUAGGGCUGCCCGGGGGGGAGUGGUUGGCCGAGCGGUACAAGCCAUCCGGAGGAGGACGGCGCUUCCCUUCCGAGCUCCACUCCUCUCCUCCUUCUUCCUGGCUUGGCCAAAAAGCAACGCGGUGGGGAAAUCCGCGGGCAGAGAGGAAGGAAAGGAAGCCCGCACGGCUUGCCGAGCCUCGGCUGCAGCCCGGCGCGAUGCUCCGCUAAGCGCAGCUUGUUUUUGGCAAAGGGCCGCCGGGAUUGCGCGUUCCCUCCGCGCUGCAGCCGCUGAUCCAGGGCAGAAGCGUUUUCUCCCAAAUUUGCAGCCGGCUGGUUGACCAUCAGCUUUUGCGGCUGCCCUUCUCGGUUGCAGGCACGCAUUCCUGCAUCUGUGUGUAUUUGGAAUAUUUUUAACUUUGCCCUGCGCUUGGAGUGCCGUCCAGCAGCAGCCCGCGAAUAUCCCAGCCGCUUGCCAAGUUUGAUUUUGGAGCCCGGUGUUUACAGCCCGCCUCCCUCCCUCCCUCCCUCCCAGGAGGAAUAUUUUGUUGCCAGUUUCUUGAAUGAGACGCUUAAGGUCCUCUGCCUCUGAUGUUGCCUGCCUGCUAAGGAGGGAAUCCUGGACGGUGCAGAGUGCCACGCUACUGCUGUGCAGGCCAGCUGUCUCCUUAAGAGCCACCAAGCGCCUCCUGAGCGACCGUGGAUUAUUGCACCGCUGCUAAAGCAAGCCAGCCAGCAUGGGGGGCAACCUUGGCUGCCACCGCUCCAUCCCCAGAGACCCCUCGGACCUGUGUCACAGCCGCAAAUUUAGUGCAGCCUGCAACUUCAGCAACAUCCUCGUGAACCAGGAGAGGCUGAAUAUCAACGCAGCCACCGAGGAGGAGCUCAUGACUCUGCCCGGGGUCACCAGGACGGUUGCGCAGAGCAUUGUGGAAUACCGGGAAUAUAUUGGGGGCUUCAAGAAGGUCGAGGACUUGGCCCUGGUGAGUGGGGUCGGGGCUGCCAGGCUGGAGCAGGUGAAGUUUGAGAUCUGCGUGAGCAGCAAAGGGAACUCGGCCCAGCACUCGCCCAGCUCCUUACGGAAGGACCAGAACCUCGACCACCUUUCAGCUGCGAAGAUCAAUAUCAACACGGCCACCCCUGCCCAGCUCAUGAGCAUCCGUGGCGUCACGGAAAAAAUAGCCAAUGGCAUCGUCGAAUACCGCCGAGAGCACGGGCCCUUCAAGAACAUUGAGGACAUGGUCAAGAUGGAGUGCAUCAAUUCUUCGUUCUUGGACAAAAUCCGGCACCAGGUAUUUGCCGAGCGCUCCAGGCCUCCUUCUACGAAUACCAAUGGCGGCCUCAAUUUCAUGGUCAAGCCUCACCCGAGCCCCACCUCGCUGAGCCUCCAGAGUGAGGACUUGGAUUUCCCUCCUGGAGGACCGACGCAGAUUAUCUCCACGCGGCCCACUGUGGAGAUGUUUGGUGGGGUGCGGGAUGGGAAGCCCGUGCUGAGGUUGGCCACCUGGAAUCUGCAGAGCUGCUCCAUCGAAAAAGCCAACAAUCCUGGCGUGCGAGAAGUCGUGUGUAUGACGCUGCUGGAGAACAGCAUCAAGCUUUUGGCUGUGCAGGAGCUGGCUGACAGAGAUGCACUGGAAAAGUUUUGCAUGGAGUUGAACCAGCCAACCCUGCCCAACAUCCGGAAAUGGAAGGGCCCUCGAGGAUGCUGGAAGACAGCUGUUUCUGAGAAGCCCUCAGGCCAGCCUCAGAAGGGUGCAGAAUAUUCUGGCUUCCUGUGGGACACAACGGCAGGGGUGGAGCUGAAGGGUGCCAUCUCCCAGGAGAACCCCCCCACGAAUGGCAACGGGAGGCAGACGUAUCCUCACCCUUACGUUGCACAUUUCAAGGUCGGACUGAAUGACCUAACACUGGUUAACCUUCAUCUGACUCCUUUGCCCUCAGUGGGAGAAAAUGCUGUGAAAAACCACGAUAGUCAUAAAUUAGCAGCCUUUGCACAGACGCUUCAGGAAACACUGAAAGGAGAAAAAGACGUGAUCAUUUUAGGCGACUUCAGUCAAGCCCCGGACAGUAGUGACCACGACCUCUUGAGGAAGGAGAAGUUCCACUCUCUGGUCCCUGCCAGCACAUUUACAAACAUUAGCACAAAGAACCCUCAGGGCUCCAAGUCCGUGGAUAACAUCUGGAUCAGCCGUAGCUUGAAAAAGGUUUUCACUGGUCAUUGGGCAGUUGUGAGAGAAGGUCUUACGAACCCCUGGAUCCCUGAUAACUGGUCGUGGGGUGGAGUUGCUUCAAGCCAUUGCCCUGUGUUAGCUGAAUUUUACACCGAGAGGGACUGGAACAGAAAGGAGAUAACACGGAAUGGAAAUGGCGUGAUAGUGGAAUGCAGCGACUCAAACGCUAAACAUGAGCGAUGAUGAAAGAAAAUGCUCACCAUGCCUUUUCCUAGAAGGGAUGGUCAGAAGAUCCCUUUGCUCAAGGCCUGACAGGGAACCGGAACUGCCUUUUAUCUCAUUUUAAAAGAAUCAGCUUCUGCUUUUAACAUCUCCCUUUUCCAUUCCCACCUCUGUGUCCCUUAAUGGAUUGUUUAGGGUAUCCCACCUUUUGUGUUUUGUGACUUUUUACGGGGACUUGGUAGACACGGAUGUGCUUGGAUACCUGACAACUCCAAAUAAAAUGCACUUUUUAAUACUGUA